UUUUUAUUUUACAUGACAGCGUUAUUCAAAUGAUGCCGUUUAUAAGCCGUAGAAGUAGAUUCAAGAUAUAUUUUUGAAUUAUAAUGUCGAAGAAUUAUUGAAAUGAAAAAGGACGCGGAGGUCUAAGGAUAAAAAUAAGAUUUCCACUUAAAAAAUUUUGCUCUUCUUGAAAUUCUUAAUACUGAAACUGUCAAGUGAAUAAAUAUGGAGAAAAAGGGGAGGAAGACCAAAGUUGAUAGGAAAGGGACUGUGCACAAAACUACCAAAACUUCAUUGAUAAAAUCUAAACAAAGAGACAAAGAUGUAAAAAAUGCUUUUGAAUCAACAUUAGAGGAAGAUUCAAACAAUAUUUUGCACACACCCACAAAAUCUCCACUAAAGAAUGGGUCUUUAACAUCAUCUAUGAAAAUAAGGACUAAAGCCUUGACUACACCAGUUAUGCCAUUACAAGAAGUAAUAUUAGAGAAAGAUUCAAACAGUAUUUUGUACACACCUACAAAAUCUCAUCGUCCAUCAUUAAAGAAUGGGUCUUUAACACCAUCUAUGAAAGUAAGGACUAAAGCCUUGACUAAACCAGUUACGCCAUUACAAGAAGCAAGAAUGAGAUUACAUGUCAGUACAGUGCCUAAGUCAUUGCCUUGCAGAGAAGAACAAUUCAAUGAUAUUUAUACAUUUUUAGAAAGUAAAUUGCAGGAUAAUAGUGGAGGAUGUAUCUAUAUAAGUGGUGUCCCAGGUACAGGCAAAACUGCUACUGUAAAUGAAAUUGUAAAAUGUUUAAAGAGAUCAGUGGAAAAGCGUAAAUUGGACUAUUUUGAGUUUGUUGAAAUUAAUGGUAUGAAAUUAUCUGAUCCCAGACAAGCCUAUGUUCAAAUUCUAAAACAGUUAUCUGGAAAAGUUUUAGCAUGGGAACAAGCAUAUAAUGCAUUAGAAAAGCGAUUCAAUAGCAAUGUUAAAAGACCAAUGACAUUGUUACUCGUAGAUGAGCUUGAUUUAUUAUGUACAAAACGACAAGAUGUGAUAUAUAAUUUGUUAGAUUGGCCUGCUAAAAACUGUGCUCGAUUAAUAGUCAUUACUAUUGCAAAUACUAUGGAUCUCCCAGAAAGAGUUUUAAUGGGUAGAGUCACAUCACGAUUAGGUCUUACCCGAGUAACUUUCCAACCAUAUAAUUAUAAACAAUUGCAAGAGAUAGUAUUGGCUAGACUUAAAGAUAUGAAUAUUUUCAAAAAUGAAGCUUUACAGUUAAUUGCACGGUGAGCAUUAUAUUUCAAAGUGUCUGCGGUAUCGGGUGAUGCUCGUCGUGCUUUGGAUAUUUGUCGUCGUGCAGCAGAAAUUACCGAAAUACGCAACGGUGAUACAGUAACAAUACAUGAUGUAAAUGAAGCUUUGUCAGAGAUGAUAACAACAAAAGUUCAAGCAAUAAGACAUUGUUCGAAAUUUGAACAGAUAUUCUUGCAAGCCGUAUGUUCAGAAGUUACACGAACUGGUGUUGAAGAAGUUAGUGUCAUAAAUGUUUACAGACAGUUUGUUUUAUGUUCCUUUGAUGGCUAUGAAACACCCAAUAUUACUCAAACACUUGAUAUUUGUACAAAACUGGGUGACUACAGAUUGUUAAUAUAUGAAUAUUCUGGUAGCAACAUUCAUCAAAAGAUUCUAUUAAAUGUAUCAAAAGAUGAUAUACAUUAUGCAUUACAAAAAGUUGAUCUUGAUUAAGAAUAA
This is a messenger RNA of Nylanderia fulva, 1716 nucleotides long. Lineage: Eukaryota; Metazoa; Arthropoda; Insecta; Hymenoptera; Formicidae. The record is from RefSeq and is a predicted model, not a curated record.